AUGGACCUAGCCAAAGCAGGCAUUACAGCAGCUGGAGGCGCUCCCGACAACGUUCACUUCAAACGCUUCUUCGGCAAGCAAGAUGCAGACGACACAGAAGCCAUUCAAAAGACCAUGGCAAAUAUGUACGACACCACAGCAGACUCGGCUACGGAAACCAUUAAGAAAAUGGUCCUUGAGCGUUCUGACUUCGGCGACCAUUGUGAGAAAGACGGUUGGUUCGCGUACACAACUCCCACCGAUGGACACUUCCACCUGUGUCCCAAAGCAAUUGCCCUGAAGCAGAAUUCGGAGACCGAAUGUACGGAUUUCAAGCGAGACUACAUCGACAACACGGCGAGGACGCUGUCUUUUGUCAUGCUACACGAGUUCACGCACUACGAUUUUGUGGCCGACGACAGGAUUGGUGGUAUCAUUGAUAACGCUAUAACUUCUGUCAAUUGCUUCAACCUUGACGAUGAUGAGAAGCUCAACAACGCUCAGAGCUACGCGUUCAACGGCGCAGUAAGUCUCUGUCUCUAA
This is a messenger RNA of Alternaria infectoria, 522 nucleotides long. RefSeq lists its product as uncharacterized. Bases 1 to 522 code for a protein of 173 amino acids. The record is from RefSeq and is a predicted model, not a curated record. Gene Ontology annotation, molecular function: metalloendopeptidase activity. The transcript is spliced from 2 exons. Lineage: Eukaryota; Fungi; Ascomycota; Dothideomycetes; Pleosporales; Pleosporaceae.